Molecule: messenger RNA, 1080 nt
Organism: Daphnia pulicaria
Lineage: Eukaryota; Metazoa; Arthropoda; Branchiopoda; Diplostraca; Daphniidae
Product: AN1-type zinc finger protein 1-like
Exons: 3
Coding region: 315-1061 (248 amino acids)
Biological process (GO): protein targeting to ER; proteasome-mediated ubiquitin-dependent protein catabolic process
Cellular component (GO): cytoplasm; endoplasmic reticulum
Molecular function (GO): zinc ion binding
Source: RefSeq, a predicted model, not a curated record
GAAUAUAAUGAUGAAUAUGUCAAUGGUUUAUAUUCCAAAGGCACAAUCCACACUGUUUUCGUUUGAGCUUCUUCGAUAAAACACAAAAUUUUCUUGUUAAGUUAAGUAAUUGUUGUGCGGCAAACGAAUUGUGGUUGAUAAAGAGUGGGCGAAAGAUUCCCUUCCAACUGAUGAUAUAGCAGUUUCUGCUAUUGAAUUGCCCGAUCCAGACCCUGAUGAUUUAAACACAGAAAAUUCCCUUAAAGCUGUUGAAAAGAAGUGGGCUGAUAUUGCAAUUAAUCGAAUUACAAUUCAAUAAUAGUAUUUCAGUAACUAUGGAGUUUCCUUCCCUGGGUAAGAGAUGCAGCAUGGAUGUGUGCCAACAAUUGGAUAUCCUUCCAAUUUGUUGUCACUUUUGUCGACAAUCAUUUUGCAAAACACAUUUUCAGCCUUUUGAUCAUUUAUGUUCAUCCAAUCAAGAUUCCUUGCCAAAACCAUCUGAUAUCCCACAUGAAAUGCAUGUAUGUUCUCUUCCCCAUUGUACUACUAAAGAAUUGAUCAACAUGCCAUGUCCAUUCUGUGAUCUACACUUCUGCCUUCACCAUCGCCACCAAGUUGAACAUAAUUGUUCUAAACUAGAGAAACCUGUAGUAAAAAUGGUUCAAACUGCUGAAUUGGUUAGACAGAUUCAGAUGAAAAAUGCAGGAAAGAAAAGUUGUAGAGGAAUGAAAUCGGAUAAACUCUCUGCCAAAGUACAGUUAAUGAAGCUUAAACAAAACUCGAUAGGUGUUAAUGAACUACCAGCUGAAGAAAGGGUAUAUUUUUUGGUCCAAACCCCUUCACAAGCUAAAAUGGGUGUUUUUGUUUCUACAUUGUGGUCUGUAGGAAAAUGUAUUGAUUACAUUGCCAGUGCAUGUAAAAUCACCAACUUCAAUAACAUCACAGGGAAACCUCAUCUUAAUUUGUUCACCUCUUCUGGUGAUUGUUUGUCGGAAAAUAUGGAUGUUACAAUUACUGAAAUGGUUGAUGGAGAAAUUGUUUUCAAUGGACAAACAGUUAUCUUGAAAUAUGUUGAUCAAUAAAUGUUCAGAUAAAUUUAUU